AUGAAGGGAUGUACCCACCAGGUGGGUUUACCAAUUUUCUCCAGUCAAAUGGCUUCUGCUUGGCUGCGUAACUCAAAGGACCCAGUUGAUGGAACCGAUAGGAAGGCAGAUCAAUAUUGGGCGGAUGUUACUGAAGAAUACAAUAAAAACACAGAGGUUUGCCGUAGGAGAAACCAGAAUCAACUGAAGAUCCGCUGGGACCGUGUUAAGAAACCAGUAAUGGAUUUCCAUGGUUGCUGGAAUAGAACCACCAAAGUCUACAGAAGUGGUGUGAGCGAUGAUCAAUUGAUGGAAAUUGCUAAGAAGAUGUAUGCUGGUGAACAUAAUGAUAAAGAAUUUACACUGAAGCAGUUUUGGAAGGUUGUGCGGAAUGAAAGGAAGUGGUCUGCAUAUGUGAAAAAGGAACAGGAAAAAGAGAAGAACAAGAGUGCAGCUGAUUCGCCGUCUGAAGUGGUGAAUUUGGAAGAUAAUCCUAAGAUUUGUCCUAUUGGACAUAAGAAGGCUAAGGCUGAGCUCUAUGGGAAAAAGAAGACACCUGAAGCUUUUUCUGCUAUUACUGACAAGCUAGACAAGUUCAUUGAAGUAAGCACAUUGGCUAGAAAGGACCGUGAGAAGAUGGCGGAGACACAGCAAAUUAUGGCAAAAAGUAAGGUAGAAGCUGCUAGGUUGACUGAUAAGGUUUUCAAGUAUGAACUUGGUGUCCAAAAGCUUUUUCUUCUACUGGAGUGUAUGAUGAGUUUCUAUGUGACACUCUGGGUUUCUAGUUCUUCUCUCUUUGUUCUCCUAAUGUCUAACCAACCACCGAGUGAUGCUGAACCUCAAGACGAGGAUGGCAGCAUAUAUCCAGAAGAGUUGUACACAUUUGAAGAAUUUGAAGCCGAGCAAGAAGUAUUAGAAGACCUGCAAGAUGAGAUGGUUGCAUAA
Molecule: messenger RNA, 924 nt
Organism: Miscanthus lutarioriparius
Lineage: Eukaryota; Viridiplantae; Streptophyta; Magnoliopsida; Poales; Poaceae
Source: the annotation of a GenBank genome assembly